AUGAACACUUUGCAAUCUCAUGUUUUAGAGACUCAAAGUGUGCAUUCUGUGCCAGAGAUCACAAAACUAGUGAGCAUAAAUGUGAAACAUGCUCAAAAAGAGGUGAAAUUUGUCAACAUACUCUGCUUAAGUGCUCUAAUUGUGGUUCGGAAGAACGUACGACCGUCGGAUAAUAACGCAGCUGCUUCCGAACUACUAGCAUACGCGGACGCUUCCGAACUACUAGCGUAUGCAUAUGAGUGUAAAGGGGCCAUAGCGGCCGCUAAUUAA
Blastomyces dermatitidis ER-3 is the source of this 270-nucleotide messenger RNA. RefSeq lists its product as uncharacterized. Lineage: Eukaryota; Fungi; Ascomycota; Eurotiomycetes; Onygenales; Ajellomycetaceae. The transcript has a single exon. The record is from RefSeq and is a predicted model, not a curated record. Bases 1 to 270 code for a protein of 89 amino acids.